Messenger RNA from Eremothecium cymbalariae DBVPG#7215, 693 nucleotides. It is a transcript of the gene RRF1, whose product is annotated as Rrf1p. The transcript has a single exon. Gene Ontology annotation, biological process: translation. The coding region runs from base 1 to 693 and encodes 230 amino acids. Gene Ontology annotation, cellular component: mitochondrion. Gene Ontology annotation, molecular function: ribosomal large subunit binding. NCBI's taxonomy places the organism in Eukaryota, Fungi, Ascomycota, Saccharomycetes, Saccharomycetales, Saccharomycetaceae. The record is from RefSeq and is a predicted model, not a curated record.
AUGUUAAAAUCUUUCACGUUAGUUGGCAAAUCAGUACGGUCACUUUCCGGGGCCAAGAUUCUGUUGGCUAGAAGAAGUGGUAAUGGUACAAGUGCCAAAUCGGGAGCUGAAGCUGAACCAAUUGAAGCAGUCGACGUACAGUCUUAUUUAAAAGAGGCUGAGCAGAAGUUCAAGGCAAGUUUAGAGGUAUGCAAAAAGAAACUAGGGGAUAAGAAGUUGGGAGUGGCAAAUGGUAAUAUCUUCAAUCAUUUAACCGUUGGUACGGAGAAAAUGAAAUUUACAGACUUGGCAGCCACAUCUCUAAAGGGAAGGAACUCAUUAACAGUUACUGUUUUUGAUCCUAAAUACACUAAGAAGGUUAUCAGUGCUAUUCUCGCAUCAGGGCUCAACUUAAAUCCCGAGAGGAUUGCGAAUAAUGAGCAGCAGUUAAAAAUCCCUCUGCCACCAGUGACUACUGAGGUGCGUCAACAGUUGUGUAAGGAUUUGAAAAAGGUUUUUGAAGAGUAUAAGGGCUCUUCUAAUGUCCAUUCUUUAAGCCAUAUACGAGGUGAGGUACUAAGAGACUUGAAGGCAUUGCAGAAGAAGAAUGAUUCAGUCAAAAAGGUGAUUCAAGAUGUGGAGAAGCUGCAUAAGACAUAUGUGCUUAAGUUACAGGAACAGCUGAAACAAGCUGAGAAAAAAAUCAUGAACUGA